This is a messenger RNA of Entrophospora candida, 653 nucleotides long. Lineage: Eukaryota; Fungi; Glomeromycota; Glomeromycetes; Entrophosporales; Entrophosporaceae. The record is from the annotation of a GenBank genome assembly.
GACCUUAUGAAUCUGGUAGAAAAAAAUAUAAUGGUCAAGUUAAUGAUAUAUAUGAAAUAUAUCAGGAAUUUAAAACUGGUAAAAAUUUAUCGGAUUUGAUAAGAGAAGAAGCAAAUCUUGUAUCCAUUUCUCAAAAUUUUAAAGUGAACAAAAAAGAAUUAUUACAACAAUUUAAUUGUCGUGAUUUAGAUUAUUAUCUGUCAUCAUUCAUUCUUCAAUAUCAGAAUGAAAACAAAUAUAAACGUAUUAUUGAUGAAGAUCAUUAUAUUAUCAUGUUUGAAAAGAAAACAAGAGAAUUAAAAAACAUAUUCAAAUAUGAUAUUCUUCAUGAAUAUUUUAAAGAACAUAAAUUAGAACAAGAAUUUAGAGAUUUAAAACAUGAAUUAUUGAGAAAAACAAUAAACCUUAAAAUGAAAUCAAAACAACAUAAAAAUGGAGAAGCAUCAAAAUGGACACAAUUACACCCUCCAAUUGAAGAUAUUAAAGAUGAAAUUUCAAUCACUAAUAGACGUUUAAAAUUUGCAAAAACUCUUGAAUAUAUGAAAGAAUAUGGAAUAGAUAAUGUCAGAGGUGGACCACAUUACGAACUUGUACUUAAUUCUGAAAUAAUAAAUAUAAUUAAAAGACGAAUGGAUGAUACAUGUUUCAAAUGA